CGGCUCUACCGCCAACGUCAACGUCCAUUAAUCAUCAUCUCUCACAUACUCUAGAGAGAGGAGAGAGCGCGGGAAAAUAGAAACAGUUACGAUUUUUGUUCGUGAACUCUCGAAAAAUGCAGAAGAUAGGGUUCCCGGCGAUGAAGAGCUUGGAUCAGAUUCGAUCUAUGGCGCUUGGAUCGGCGAAGAAUCUCUCCUUCUCUUCCUCGCGCCAACCUCACGAUUCCGUCUCUUCCGGAAACUUCUCGAAUCUCAAGUUCACUGCAGAGAAAUUGGUGAAGGAACAGGCAUCUAUGAAGUCCGAUCUUGAAUUGGCGAAUUCUAAGCUGAAAAAAUCCAAGGAUCAUAUACUUGCUUUGGAGGAGAAACUACAGAACGCUUUCAACGAGAAUGCUAAGCUCAGGGUGAUGCAAAAGGAGGAUGAAAAGCUUUGGAGAGGGAUGGAGUCCAAGUUUUCUUCAACCAAGACUCUCUGUGAUCAACUUACUGAGACUCUGCAGCACUUGGCUUCUCAGGUUCAAGAAGCUGAGAAGGAUAAGGAGUUCUUUGAGUCCAAAUUCUCUACUAGUGCGGAAACAAUUGACUCUUUAAAGCAGCAAAUGCAAGAUCUCUCUGUGAGACUGAGUUCCGCUGAAGAAAACAUCAAAAGCCGAGAGAAGGAACUAGAGGAGCUACGAUUCGAGAAAGAACAGAAAGAAAACUCUUAUCUUAGUGAACAGUGUAGAACUGCCAGUCUCUUAAACGUGAAAGAUGCUACGAUAGCAAAUUCUGAAGCAGCUAUAGCUGAAGCGAAAGUCAACAUUGAGAAUGUAAACUUCCAAAUUGAGAAGCUGCGGCUGGAGUUAACAUCAAAAGAAGACGAGGCCAAAUACCUUGUUGGCGUCAAGGAGAAUUUGGAACAAGAGAAGAUGGAUAUUCGGCUGAGUGCGGAUAAUCUAUCUGAGAAACUGAUUAACUCAGACCAGGAGGUUAAGAAGCUCGAGGGCUUUAUCCACUCUUUGGCAACUGAGUUGGGUGAAUUGGACAAAAAGAACUUGGUGUUCAUGAAAAACUUUGAUAAGCUAAAUGCUUUAUAUGGCACUCACCUUAUGUUGCUCCAAAAGGAUAGAGAUCUUGCCUCUGAUCGUGCUCAAACGUUAUUCAAUCAACUCCAAGGAGAGUUAUUGAGUGUAACCUUUCAGAAAGAAGGUCUGCAAUCAUCAGGUAAUGAGUUAUAUGAACAAAGAGAGGAACUGAAGAAAGCUAAAGAGACAUUGGUUUCCCAACUUGCCGAGGAACGCUGCUCCGCAAGGCAGACAAUUGAAAAACUGGAGUCUGAAGCCAAAUGUCUAGUUUCAACAAAUGCUGAAACAGAAGCAGUGGUCGUAAAGCUGAAAGAGGAAAUAGAAGCUUUGUUGGAAAAUCUGAGGGCUUCAGAGAAUAAGACGGAAGAAUUGAUGUUAAAGCUUUCAUCAUCAGAGCUUGAAAGUAAAGAGAACUAUGAGAAGUUUCAGGCUGAUGCACAGAGAAAGGCUGAAGAAAUGGAGAUUUUGCAGAAAGAGAGCCAGAGCAAUCAGCUGCGUGUGGAUUCAUUGUCAGAAGAGGUGAACCAGCUCCAAAGCGUUAUUGAAGAAAAACAACUUCUUAUCCAUCAAUGCAAGGAAAAUGAAAAGAAGCUGGACCAGAAAACCACAGAGGACAAGGAGCUACUGGCAGCUGCUGAAACUAAGCUUGUAGAGGCGAAGAAGCAAUAUGCUCUGAUGCUGGAAAAUAAACAGUUGGAAUUAUCAAGGCACUUGAAGGAGUUAUCUCAGAGGAAUGACCAGGCCAUUAAUGAAAUCCGGAGGAAAUAUGAUGAGGAGAAACAGGAGAUUAUUAAUGCAGAAAAGGAAAAGGUUGAGAAGGUUAUCAAAGAAUUAUCCACUAAAUAUGACAAAGAACUUUCAGAUUGUAAAGCCGAAUCAAAGCAGCAAUUGCUAGCCAUUCAAGAGGAUCAUGCUUCUCUGACACUCUCAAUUCAGAAGGAACACGAAAAUAGGGAGUUCAAUCUCAAAGCUAAGCACGAUGAGGAGCUGAGACAAGCUCAGAUUCAGGCUGAAACUGAAUUAACCGAGAGGAUAACAACACUCAGGAACGAGCAUGAUGUUCAGUUGAAAGCAUUCAAGUGUCAAUACGAAGAUGAAUGCAAGAAGCUGCAAGAUGAAUUAGAUCUUCAAAGAUCAAAAGAAGAGAGGCAAAGAGCUUUGUUGCAAAUGCAAUGGAGGGUUAUGAGUGACAAAGAUCCUGAAGAGCAAGAACUGAACUCUAGGAAGGAAUACUCUGUUUCAUCUGUCAAAGUGAGAGCUCCUCGUCCUGCUAGCAAGAGAACCAAGUAUGCAACAGUGAUGCAGGAUGGAGACGAACAGGAUUCACCUUUUGUAAAGGCAGCAGAAACACCUGUGACAAAGAUGUCGAAAAAAGUUGAAAAUGCAAAUACGAGAAGCUUAAUGAGCAGUCAAAAGCAUCAUAGCAAGGUGGCUCGUCGUGAAUAUGAAACUGAAACGAACGAUGGGAGGUCCACAAAACGAAGGAAAACAGGAGGCACAGUAAUGUUUGAGGAGCCAAGGAGGAGAUCUACACGGAUUACACCCAAAGCCAAAACCCCCAGAAGUAUCGCUAAGGUGGCAGCCAUAAGGAGUCAUCCACCACAGUCUGCAAACCUAGGAGAUCUGUUUUCAGAAGGCUCCCUCAAUCCUUAUGCUGAUGAUCCUUAUGCGUUUGACUGAUUUGAAUCUAAGCUAAGCUCGGAUCCUAAAACUGUUUUCCGCACUCUUAAGCUCUUUGCUACACCAUUCGAUAAAUAUAUGUUGGUCAUACCUUGUGAUUACAGACGUUUCCUAUUGCAUCGAGUUUCUCAUUUGUUA
Brassica napus (rape) is the source of this 2882-nucleotide messenger RNA. Its product is annotated as synaptonemal complex protein 1. The record is from RefSeq and is a predicted model, not a curated record. Gene Ontology annotation, biological process: reciprocal meiotic recombination. The transcript is spliced from 18 exons. Bases 117 to 2744 code for a protein of 875 amino acids. Lineage: Eukaryota; Viridiplantae; Streptophyta; Magnoliopsida; Brassicales; Brassicaceae.